This is a messenger RNA of Paracoccidioides lutzii Pb01, 318 nucleotides long. RefSeq lists its product as hypothetical. Bases 1 to 318 code for a protein of 105 amino acids. The transcript has a single exon. The record is from RefSeq and is a predicted model, not a curated record.
AUGCUAAAGCAAAAAGCAGAUUUUGUGAACAAAUUGUGCUUGGGAAGAAUCUUCACCUGGGCCAUUGAUCUUGGGGGCCCCGGUACAGUGAAGAACCCGAAUUCUAUGAGAAGUGACGAAAAGGAUCUUGACGGUGCUGAUGUAAAUGGAAGAGACGGCGGAUCGGGGGAUGUCUAUGUCUCUCCGGAUAUUUUAACGAAGGACAAUCCGGUUAUAGCAUGUGUACCCCCUUGUACAUUUAUCUUUCCCGCAAUCUCCUUGAACGCACACACCACAAUCACCUUCCCUCCUUAUACGACCUCUUUGGAAGUUGCCUAG